UGUAAUUCAGCCCAAACGCGAUGCGCUCCAAUGACCUCACAUCCGGUUUCCCCACUUCCUUCUGAAUGGACCGGUUUGGGACGGUCCGGUCUCGGCUCAGCGUGGGUCUGUUAUGUUGGUGCGUUUCUUCAGACACAUGCUGCUCGAUCGCUGUAACGGGCUGCAGAACCGCAUCCGAGCCGACUCUCCAAUUUAACGUCCGGACCAUGCAGCUCCUCAAUAACUGAGGUUCGAGAGGAACGGGCGUCGUUGCUGCACUUCUGACACAAUGAAGACAAGCGAGGCCAAGAUCAUCAACCAGGGCCUCGAGGAUGAGAUGGAGGUGUGGGGGUACCGGCCCUGUCUGUGGAAGCUGGUGCUGGUGGGCUUAGGGACCCUGUGCUCCGGCGGCCUCCUGCUGCUGCUGCUCUACUGGCUGCCCGAGUGGGGCGUGAAGAGCACGUGCAUGCGGACGUCGCUGAGGGACGCGCACACGCUGCUGCUCAGGACCACGGACGAGUUCAGGCAGUGGUUUCGGGCCAAGGUGCACGUGAUGCUCAGUCCGGGGAGGAAACCCUUCGACAAUCUGGAUCUUCAUCCCUCGGAAAAGAUGCUGAAUGGGGAAAUGGGAGAUGGCAAAUCUACUCCCAUUCAGAUCGUCUACUUCACCCACCACAGCGUCAGAUACUACUGGAGCGAUGUGAUGCAGAACUUUGAGUUCUACAGAGGUUUGGAGGACGUGAACGUGAGCUGCGCCGGCGUCCACGCUGAACACAGCUCAGGACUGUCGCCGACGCUGCAGAGCUACAGGAGGUUGUUUUUUGGGGAGAACGAGAUCGCCGUCAAAGUGCCGUCGCUGUUCAAGCUCCUGAUAAAAGAGGUCUUGAACCCGUUUUACAUCUUCCAGCUCUUCAGUGUCAUACUGUGGGGCACAGAGGGCUACUACUACUAUGCCUCCGCCAUUGUUUUCAUGUCUAUCAUUUCAACUGCUACCUCGUUGUACACUAUAAAAAAGCAAUAUGUGAUGCUGCACGACAUGGUGUCAACACACAGCGUGGUCCGUGUGUCCGUGUGCAGAGGCAAUAAAGAUGUUGAAGAGGCCAUGUCGACCGAGCUGGUGCCGGGUGAUGUCAUCAGCAUCCCGGCCAACGGAAUGAUCAUGCCCUGCGACGCCGUGCUCAUCCACGGAAACUGCAUCGUCAACGAGAGCAUGCUGACAGGAGAGAGCGUGCCUGUCACCAAGACCGGCCUGCCGGGCGCGGGCGACGAGGCCGGCCGGCGCUACGACGUGAAGGAGCACAAGAGGCACACUCUGUUCUGCGGCACCCGCGUGAUCCAAACCCGCUUCUACACCGGGGAGCUGGUGAAGGCCGUGGUGGUCAGAACAGGCUUCGGCACGGAGAAAGGCCAGCUGGUGCGCUCCAUCCUUUACCCCAAACCCACGGACUUCAAGCUGUACCGGGACGCCUACCUGUUCCUGCUGUGCCUGGUGGCGGUGGCCGGCAUAGGCUUCAUCUACACCAUUGUCCUCAGCAUCAUCAACAAGGUUCCGGCCAAAACCAUCGUCGUCGAGUCUCUGGACAUCAUCACCAUCACCGUGCCUCCGGCGCUGCCAGCGGUCAUGACCGUUGGCAUCGUGUACGCACAGCGGCGCCUGAAGCGGCUCGGCAUCUUCUGCAUCAGCCCCCAGCGGAUCAACAUGUGCGGGCAACUCAACCUGGUCUGCUUUGACAAGACGGGCACCCUGACAGAGGAUGGUCUGGAUCUAUGGGGCAUUCAGAGGGCUCAGGACGGCAGCUUUUCUCCACCAGAGUCGGAUGCAGCUAAAGAAAGCCUGGUGAGCUCCGCGUUCGUGGCCUGCAUGGCCGCCUGCCACUCGCUCACCAAGAUAGAAGGCGAACUCUCCGGGGACCCGCUGGACCUCAAGAUGUUCAGCGCCACGGGCUGGAUCCUAGAAGAGCCCACGGAGGAGGAGACCGCGCUCCACAAUCCCAUAAUGCCCACGGUUGUGCAUCCUCCGAAGCAAAUCAUCCCUGACGAGAGCAUGGCGGGGACUCCCACCAUGCCGUGUGAGGUGGGCAUCGUACGCCAGUUCCCCUUCUCCUCAACGCUGCAGAGGAUGAGCGUGGUGGUGAGGAGGUUGGGGGGGAAGCACAUGGAUGCCUUCCUAAAAGGGGCCCCAGAGGUUGUGGCCAGCCUCUGUAAGCAGCACACAGUCCCACAGAGCUUCGCAGACACCCUGGAGGCCUACACCAGGCAGGGCUUCAGGGUUAUUGCCCUGGCACAUCGACAGCUGGAGUCCAAACUGUCCUGGCACAAAGUCCAGAGUCUCAGCAGGGACCUCAUAGAGACCAACAUGGAGUUCCUUGGUCUCAUCAUCAUGCAGAACAAAAUCAAACCAGAGACUGCGGGGGUUCUGCUUCAGCUGCGACAGGCUCACAUCCGCACCCUGAUGGUCACAGGUGACAACAUGCUGACGGCCAUAUCGGUGGCCCGGGACUGUGGGAUGAUCCGUGCGCACGAGAAGGUCAUCAUAGCCGACGCCGCGGCUCCUAAGGAGAGCUGCCCGGCCAGUAUCAGCUGGCAGUACACUGAGACGCCGGCAGCGGCCGUACGGGACAGUCAGAUCGUGGACAUCAACCUGGGGGACAAGACGCUCGACAGCCUCCAGGACCAGCAGGACCAAAGCUUCCACUUCGCUGUGAACGGCAGAGCCUUCGCCGUCAUCACCGAGCACUUCCCUCACCUCAUCCAGAAGCUCGCGCUCAGAGCCACGGUGUUCGCCCGCAUGACUCCCGACCAGAAGACCCAGCUCGUGGACGCGUUGCAGAGCAUGGAUUACAUUGUUGGGAUGUGCGGUGAUGGUGCUAAUGACUGUGGCGCUCUGAAGAAAGCUCACAGUGGGAUUUCACUGUCUGAGCUGGAGGCUUCAGUGGCUUCACCCUUCACCUCCUCCACCCCCAACAUCUCCUGCGUCCCCAACCUCAUCAGGGAGGGCCGAGCCGCCCUCAUCACCUCGUUCUGUGUGUUCAAGUACAUGGCCCUCUACAGCCUGAUCCAGUACCUCAGCGUCAUCCUGCUCUACUCGAUUUUCAGCAACCUGGGAGACUUCCAGUUUCUCUUCAUAGACGUCGCCAUAAUCCUCAUUGUUGUCUUUACUAUGAGUCUGAACCCAGCGUGGAAGGAGCUGGUGGAGCAUCGUCCUCCGUCCAGUCUGAUCUCUGGCCCACUGCUCUGCUCGGUUCUGACCCAGGUCCUAACCUGCCUGGCUUUCCAGGUCCUAGCCUUCCUGUUGGUAGGACAGCAGGGGUGGUAUGAGAAGUGGACCCCUCAGUCAGACGCCUGCAACAUCUCCGGUCCCGUUCACAAUUUGAACGGAACGACUCCGAUUGAUCCCAAAAACAUCAAAAACUACGAGAACACCACCCUGUUCUACGUGUCCUCCUUCCAGUACUUAGCCGUGGCCCUGGUCUUCUGCAAGGGGAAGCCCUUCAGACAGCCCAGCUACAAGAACUGGCCGUUCGUGCUGUCCUGCCUUGCUCUCUAUACCUUUCUCUUCGUCGUCCUGCUCCACCCGGUUCCUGGCAUCGACCGUUUCCUGGAGAUCGUGUGUGUCCCCUAUGACUGGCGUCUAACCCUGGUCGUCAUCAUCGUAGUGAAUGCCGCCGUGUCUUUCCUGAUGGAGAUGUUGCUCGUUGACAUCGUCUUGUGGAGGCUAGUUUUCAGAGGCGCUCAGGGGGUGAAUCACCCCCGAGAGUCCUUCUCUGCUGACACCCCUCAGGAGUCCGUUGUCCGCUGGGCCUCUCCUGUCCUCUCCAGCUUAUUCUGCUACAGAAACAAGCUCCCAACGAUGCGAUACCAGCACCUGGCCCUGGAGCUGCAGGACGAUGCUCACUGGCCCCCCGAACCCUUCACGGUCACCUAUGCCAGCAGUCCACACUCCUACAGCUCUGCCCUUUGACCCCAAGGUGACCUUAUUCAAAACACUUCCCGGGAUACAGCUAAAACACCCUGAUGUUUCUAAGAUGUGGGAGUUAUUAAUAUGCCAGUGACCAACGCAAGAAGUUAUUUCAGCUGGUGCUCACCUCAGUCAGUUGGCGCUUAAAUGGUAUGCACAACCUUCCAUUAACAUUAGCCGCUGCUAAACUACUUAAUGGAGUCAACGAAACAAGAGACUAAACGUCUGUCUACAGUUCUAUGAACUAAUACUGCUCCUGUAUUUGUACGGCAGAAGACGCAGCACUGCAGAGUUGCAGACAUUCUUCCCAUGGAAGAUAAGUGUGUGUGUGUGUGUGUGUGUGUGUGUGUGUGUGUGUGUGUGUGUGUGUGUGUGUGUGUGUGUGUGUGUGUGUGUGUGUGUAUGUGUGUAUGUGUGCGUGUGUGAGAGAAUUGAGCUUUUGCUAGAAAUAAUUUUAAAAAUAUUUUGCAAUCAGUAGGUUUUAAAGAGAUACUGUAGAGAAAUUUGUACUGAGGGUAACUGAGGGUAUACAUUUUUUUAAUCAUUAAAAUAAUCCCAGCGAAUCACUGAAACACUUGCUGCUGUGACAGUUAAUGUUAAUUAUAUUUUUUUAUUUCUUUGUAGUUUUCUAGUAACAGGUACAAAAUGAAGUGUAACAAUAAAAUUAACACAAGACUCUUAACGAGA
This is a messenger RNA of Betta splendens (Siamese fighting fish), 4624 nucleotides long. Its product is annotated as polyamine-transporting ATPase 13A3-like. Bases 269 to 3940 code for a protein of 1223 amino acids. Gene Ontology annotation, cellular component: late endosome membrane. NCBI's taxonomy places the organism in Eukaryota, Metazoa, Chordata, Actinopteri, Anabantiformes, Osphronemidae. The record is from RefSeq and is a predicted model, not a curated record. Gene Ontology annotation, molecular function: P-type ion transporter activity; polyamine transmembrane transporter activity; ATPase-coupled monoatomic cation transmembrane transporter activity. The transcript is spliced from 32 exons. Gene Ontology annotation, biological process: intracellular calcium ion homeostasis; polyamine transmembrane transport.